Molecule: messenger RNA, 6321 nt
Organism: Mauremys mutica (yellowpond turtle)
Lineage: Eukaryota; Metazoa; Chordata; Testudines; Geoemydidae
Gene: DOLK
Product: dolichol kinase
Exons: 2
Coding region: 364-1953 (529 amino acids)
Biological process (GO): dolichyl monophosphate biosynthetic process
Cellular component (GO): endoplasmic reticulum membrane
Molecular function (GO): dolichol kinase activity
Source: RefSeq, a predicted model, not a curated record
CCCCCCACCCCGUUUGCCGUUUAAUUACGAGCUGCCCGGCCCGGCCGCUAGCCCCGGUGUGUGGGGGUGGCGGGGAGUUCCCUCCGCGGCACCCGCGUUCCCGUACCUCGCGCACAGCCCGCCGGCCGCCAUCUUCGUUCCCCUCUCACGUGACCCGUUAUCCGCUGUACCGGCCGGCGCCAGCAUCACGUGACGGGGACCCGCUCUUUCCUCGGCCCCCCCAUCAUGUGACAGACACCGGCAGCAAGAUGGCGCCGUCCAGUGAGGCGUUGCAGUAGGAUGAAAGUGAACUUUUACUAAUGGACCAAGGACUGUAUUGAAAAUUUUGGAAUCUGACAGUUGUAAAGAUUCUGAAAUCACAGGAUGCCGCUGACUGGAACCAUGUUAAACAAGCCAGUGCUUUUGGAAUCCCUGAUUGUGUUCAUCAUUGUGUUGUGUGUGCACACAGUAGUUUGGGACCGGUAUUCCUGGUGUGUUAUUGCUCUUGCUAUUCAGGCUUUUUAUGUCCAAUUUAAAUGGGACCGUCUACUCCGACUGGGUGGGGCCGUAUUCCAGUUUCGGACGACAGCUAACAGUGGCCUACUACCAGCUAGUAUGGUCAUCCCACUCCUGGGGAUUGUGAUGAAGGAGAGAUGCAAGGCUGCUGGCAUUGUGUACUUUGAACGUUUUGGCAUAGUUGUGGCCUCCACAGGCAUGGUGCUAGCCCUCUUCCUAUCUGUAAUAGCAGUUGGCAUCACAAGGCCUGUGCCAACUAACACCUGCAUACUUUCAGGCAUUGCUGGCAGUAUAAUCCUCUAUACCAUGAAGUAUUCUUUAACUGUUUCUGAAGUGAUAGAGGUUCUGGAAGUGCUGCUUAUUUUUGUCUACCUCAGUAUGAUCUUGCUCUAUCUGUUGCCUCGAUGUUUUACUCCUGGGGAAGCAUUACUAGUCCUUGGAGGUAUAAGUUUCAUCCUCAAACAGCUCAUUAAACGCUCACUGAACGUGAUAGAGGGCAGAGGGGAUCCUGUAGACUUCGUCCUUCUAGUGGCAGUGGCUGGGGUGGUCCUUCUUGGAAUUUUCUUCACUGCUCUCUUCUUCUUCAUGGAUUCAGGAACUUGGACAUCCUCCAUGUUUUUCCACAUGAUGACAGCAGUGCUGGGACUGGGGGUCCUCAUGCCUUGGCUUUACCAUCUGAUUCGAAGGAAUCCCUUGGUCUGGCUGCUCCAGUUUCUGGUUCAGACACAGACAAGAGUUUACCUCCUUGUGUACUGGACCCUGUUGGCUGCCUCUGCAUGCAUGGUGGUUCUUUACCAGAAUUCCAAGAGAUCAUCUGAAUCUAAAAAGCACCAGGCUUCAACCAUAACCAGAAAAUACUUCCAUUUCAUCAUGGUGGCUACUUACAUCCCUGGCCUAAUUUAUGACCACCAGCUUCUCUACAUUGCUGCAGUGCUGUGUCUGGUAGUGUUUAUCCUUUUAGAGUACAUACGAUACUUCAGGAUCAAGCCAUUUGGCCAAACACUCAGGCACUUGCUCACUCUCUUCUUGGAUGAACGAGAUAGUGGACCUCUGAUCUUGACUCACAUUUACCUACUUGUUGGGAUGUCCCUUCCAGUGUGGUUGUUCCCCAGGCCUUGUGCUCCGAAAGGUACCCUGCCUGGGGCAGGAGCAUUGGUUCCCUACUCUGGGGUACUGGCAGUAGGGGUGGGAGACACAAUAGCCUCAAUUUUUGGCAGUACAAUAGGGGAAAUCAAAUGGCCGGGGACAAAGAAGACGUUUGAAGGGACAAUGACUGCCAUCUUUGCUCAGAUCAUUGCUGUGGCUCUUAUUCUGAUCUUUGAUGGCAGAGUGAACCUGAACACCAGCUAUGCCUGGAUUUUGGGAUCCAUCAGCUUAGUUUCCCUUUUGGAAGCCUACACUACCCAAAUAGACAAUCUGCUCUUACCUCUCUACCUCCAGAUACUGCUCAUGGCUUAGAGACAUUGCCAGGAACAGAGACUUUCUUUCUAGCUAGGGGUGAUAAUGAGCCAUGCAUCCCUGUUGAGAGCUCAGUUGAGCCAGUUUGGUAUAGCAGGUAGAACAGCUAAUGACAGAAAGGAAAUAGUUCUUCAACUCUUAAUUUACAAUAAAAGUAAAGGCUUCUGUUUGUUUUUUGUUUAUUAUUUAAUAGCUAAAGCAGCACUAACUGUUGCAUCCUCUCAGAGGAGUAACAGGAAACCAUCCACGUGAUACUGUGAUUCGUAUAGCUGGUGAUGCUGAAUUAGAUAUACAGUCAUAGUGAUUUUGUUUCCAGGUCUCUUCUGGAUGCACUGAAGCAGAAGGGGUGAGAAAGAUGAGUUCACUAGAAGGGAAAAGACGGGGUCAUUACAUUUUCCUGGUUUUGCUACCUUAGAAGUUUGAAAUAGACACGGUUCACCAGAUGUAUGUAGUGGUGUUGUAGCCAUAUUGGUCCCAGGAUGUUAGAGAGACAAGGUGAGUGAGGUAAUAUCAUUUAUUGGGCCAACUUCUGUUGGUGAGAGAGACAAGCUUUCGAGCUACACAGAGCUCUUCUUCUGGUGACCUCAACAAGAGCUCCUCGUAGCUCCAAAGCUUGUCUCUCUCACCAACAGAAGUUGGUCCAAUAAAUAUUACCUCACCCACCUUGUCUCUCUGUUCACCAGCGCAGGCUCCUACAAAGCUUGUGCACUGUAUUAGUUUGCCACUGGGUUGGGUCCUGGCAUCUUGUAUUAUUGCCCAUGUGAAUUCUGCCUCUUUCAAUAAAAGCAUGCUGUUGCAGUGAGGGUGUGCACCACCUGCACCAUAGCAUCAAGUUGUAUGAAGACUGCCACGUCAUCUCUCAUUUCCUGUUACAAAAUUAGAAGACCUCUGCCAACUAGACUGAAAACAGCACUAAUGCUUAUUCUGUUUAAAAUAAUUUCAAAUACAGAGAAUGUCAAACGUAGUUUAUUGGAGGAGCAUGGAUAGAUAGGCUUGCAGAGUGAAAACAAUAGCCUUUGUGGCUAAAAUUUUGAUUUACUUGCCAGUUCUCUGGAAUAAACCAAGUUCUGCCUUUUUCAUGCUCUCGAUCUCUUGAAAUUACAUUGAACAAAACUUGCUUUAUAUGUGAUUUAAAAAAGAAAAGCUACAUUAAAAAAUUAAUCUCCAUUGAAGAGAGUCCCAUUUCCAGAUACAAUUUAAAGAGAGAUUAGGUUAAAACAUUUAAAAUCCUUUCCUGUAUUACUUGUAACACAUUAGAUUAUUAAAACAAAAUAUUUUAACAAUCCAGUGUGCUUCUCUGCUACUCAUACAGUUUGAUUUACUUCUUGCAUUUCUAUCAGCUUGAACAAAAAAAAUCACUGAAGUCAGUUUCACAGCUGUUUAUAGUAAGUAAUGUUCUAGUUUUCAUAAAUGUACUAGUACAGGCUGCAGUGUUUGGUUUGUAAAUCAUUAGGAGGGUUGAGGGGGUGCAUUUAAAUCUGGACAAAUGGUUUUCAUUAAAAAUCAUCCAUGACAGUAUUUCUAUUAAAAUGUAAAUUGAGGAGCAAAGCUACCUGCUGCUGCCCCUUUAAUUAGGAUCAUAACUCAGUACAAUCGAAACAAUUCACUGUUUAUAGCCAAAAAAACUUUCCAUUUCUGUAUAUUUAAUCCUUUGAAACAUUUCUACUUCUAGGAAUCCUCUCUCAUUAGCAUGCAAAACUUUCAUUAGGACCAGAUUAAAAUGAUUUGUAUCCUGCCUCUUCCACCCUCCCAUGGAGUACCUGGUAGGGUAUUUGCUUGCAAGAAUUCUUGUCCAGGGAAGUUGAUUCUGGUCCCUACUACAGCAUCUUUGACAUUUCUGCUAUGUAAAGGGGCCACAGCGGUUCCCUGGGGCACAACCCCAGCCCUAGGGCAACAUAGGGGCAAACUAGGCAGCUUAGCACCAUCCUGUGCAGCCCCAAGUUUGGGACUGGGAGUGCAUUGGUGUUAGCAGGAGGACUGGCCAGAGAGCACUGUGUGCUCUGGUUAUUCUCUGCAGCAGAGUCAGACCACCUCCAACCAUUCUGGAUUGCACUGGCCCCUGGAACAACCGAGAGAGUAUCACACUUGCCCACCCUCCUCCAACCCUUUUGGCCUUCUCUUUCUGGGCCCUGGCUCCUGAGACACACAUUACAGAAUCUCUCCUAGGACUUUUAAGAACGGUUAGAAAAUGACUGUGAUUAACAGAGCAAUAGGCUGUGAGGCACUGCUCCAAGGAAACAGCCCUGGAGAGAUGGAUGGUGCAAGAGUACAGUGACCCUUAGCAACAGUGAAUCCAACAUGCUGCACAGCUUAGUAAUUCUCACAUUCUUGCAAGACCGACCGAGUAGGACAUUGUCUACAUCUGUCUUCAAAUCACAUUGAGCAGAGCACAGAAGGGAAAGGUGAGAUGAACCAACUUUCUUACCAGGAAAAUGCUACUUUAAAAAAAAUUAAUUAGAAAGGUGGGGUCUUUUUCCCACAAGAACUAAGAAAAAGCCUUAGCUACCACCCAUCUGGUGUUCUGUACUUGGUAACAGAGCAUUCAGGUGGAAGGUUGAUAUAACACUAAAGCCAUAAAACAAAGCACCAGAACUGAAGGUUACUCUGUCCCCUGCUUAUUGACAUCAAAACAAGGUCUGAAAAAGGUAGGAAAGAUCAGACUCUUGUUUCUAAUAGAAGUCUUGGUGAAUCUGAGCACGACUACCACUGUUAUCCCUACCCAGCCUAUUCAUUCCUGCUACUGCAGUGAUUUCAAAUGCAUCAAAAAAUCCUGUUUGACCUACAGAACCUGUUUUAGCUGCUCAGUUUAAAACUGGCACUCUUGUUCCACCCAGCAAAGUCCCAGCCAUUACUUAAGAGCAGUUUUUACCAUAAAUAAACUCAAGAAUUUAAUCUAUUUCUUCAUUGCAAUGGGUGUUUGAGACAAAUACCAGAGGUAGGCAUCAUGCUUAGAAAAAAAUAAUGUAGCAAUAAUGCUUGGAGCUGUGUGUGGCAGAAAUCUAUUUCUAACCUGCUUUAAUCUGAUACAGAGCCUGAGACAACAGGAUGUCUUGGGUCAUUCAGUCCAUUCCUCCUGCAACAAUGCAAAAUCAUCUGCACUAUUUUGUUUUCAUCUAGUCUAUGAACAUCAUUGAGAAUGUCUGUUCUGUUGGCAGCUGAUUCUAUUCAAGUGACCUCUUAGAAACUAUCUCAAGUUCUUCUGUGUAUUUUCCCAAGUAUAUUAAAUAUCAGUCCAGAGAUGUAUAUAUUUUGCAUAGAGACCCCAUAUAGUCAGGUACAGCUGUCUCCUUUUUUUUUUUUUUUUUUAAGGUAGAUAGCUUUCACCAACUGGAAAUGGUAAUGUUAGUGCUAUUUAAAAUAAGCAAAACAUCUAGUUUACAUUUAAGAUAAAGGCUUAAAAUUAAUUUCUAUAGAUGACUUUAAAACUUUUAAAUCAAGUUGAAAUGCUGAAGAUACUGCUGGGCUGUAUGCAUUAAUUUUAGCAAUAAAACCCUUGAUGUUAAGGGUUUAAACUGAUCCACAAUAUAUGCUCUUGCAAUUUCUCUGAACACAAAAUUCACCCAUGGAGACUAAUUAUUAAUAAAAUGUACUAUUGCUACUCAAUCUUUUUUCCUGUUUUUGUUAUAUUUGCAUAUAUGUUUCUAGAGCUCCUGCUGCCUACAUAAUCCCAUUUAUAAUGUUGCCACCAGUUUUAUCCACAUUCCAAUCCCCCCUUCCUCUAGUCUGCACAUUGCUUCUAUUGUCUCAAUGUUUGAUAGCUCAGCUUUAAAACAUAAAACUGAUAUUACGCAUUCAAAGGAUAAUAAAUAGGAGGGAAUAUUGUUUAGAGAGUACAGCAUGAGAAUCAGGACUCCAGGGGUUUUGUUCCCAAGUCUGCUGUGUGAUCUGGGGUAAGUCACUUAAAGCUAAAUAGUGAAGCCCUUGUACAUGUUAGUGAGCACUUACUCAAGUAAUUGAGACUGCUCCCAUGAGUAAGGGCUCCACAAUCAGACCUACUCCUGCUUUGUGCCUCAGUUUACCCAUCUGUAAAACUAGGAUAAUACCUCCAAGAGGUGUUGUAAAGAUUCAUUAUUUAGUGUCUGUAAAGCAUUCAGAUCUGUGGUGGGAAAGUACUGGAUAAGUGUGAAGUAUUAUUGUUCCCUGUCACAGUGAAUUCAAUAACUAUGAAGUAAACUACUUGAGCAUCCCUGUAAUAAGCUAUGAAGUUGGCUUUUGGGGGUAUGUCAAUUAUAUAAUAUACGGUGACAUGAAAAUUUAUGAAGCAUAUUUCCAGUCUUGUGUAUGGAUACUUCAGAGUAGCUGUUCUCUCUGUAUAUAUUAAACAAAAUACAUAACUCCAUCCUUUGUUAUUUGUUAUAAAAUAUAUUC